Messenger RNA from Helobdella robusta, 708 nucleotides. RefSeq lists its product as hypothetical. NCBI's taxonomy places the organism in Eukaryota, Metazoa, Annelida, Clitellata, Rhynchobdellida, Glossiphoniidae. The record is from RefSeq and is a predicted model, not a curated record. The transcript has 3 exons. The coding region runs from base 1 to 708 and encodes 235 amino acids. Gene Ontology annotation, cellular component: plasma membrane.
AUGGAUAGCAACAACAAAAAGCAACCGAAAAAACUGCAACAACAACAACAGCAACAACAACAAGCAGAACAACAAGAACCUCUAAAAAAACAAUCUUCCGACAAAAAAAUUUCAAAACGAGAAAAAAUAGAACAGCAAAUUCAACGAGAGAGUCAAAUCUUGCAAGCUGCAUUCGCCUGCGGCGUAGUAGGCUCUGUACUUUUCCUCAUCUCAUACUCGUCCGAGUAUUGGGUUUUUGUAACUUUGGGUAAAACUGAACAGAAAGAGGAUACAGAGAGAGGCGGGAAGUAUCUGAAGACUGGUCACUACCAUGGGUUGUGGAGGUUUUGCAGGAAUGAGAUCUGGCCUGGAGAGGGCAACCAAUCUACCCCCACUAUUUACUGCAGAAGGAUGACAUUUGACGUUCUGCCUAAUACGAAGACAGAGAGAAUUGAAGUUGAAACUAAAAUGGCAGGGGCGAGUUGUUGGGUGGUUUCAGAGGUAUUCAGGCAGUCAAUGCUAUACGAAGAACGCUCAAUGAAGGAACACGUGAAAGAGUUUUCAGAAAUAAAGUUCGGAUGGUCCUACUAUCUGGUGUGGGUGUCCCUGGUGGCCUUUGUCCUGCCAGGGUUAGCCCUGCUCUACUACUCGAGAAAAAAGAAGGGUGCGAAGGCUCGAAGCAUUAGAGAAGCUAAUGAAAAUGAACCUGUACAUUUGGGUAGAAUUUGA